Messenger RNA from Pseudophryne corroboree (corroboree frog), 7587 nucleotides. It is a transcript of the gene DNAJC6, whose product is annotated as DnaJ heat shock protein family (Hsp40) member C6. Bases 346 to 3093 code for a protein of 915 amino acids. Gene Ontology annotation, molecular function: clathrin binding. Gene Ontology annotation, biological process: clathrin-dependent endocytosis; synaptic vesicle uncoating. Gene Ontology annotation, cellular component: postsynaptic density; vesicle; intracellular membrane-bounded organelle. The record is from RefSeq and is a predicted model, not a curated record. Lineage: Eukaryota; Metazoa; Chordata; Amphibia; Anura; Myobatrachidae. The transcript has 20 exons.
UCCGCACAGCCCAACCACAGCAAGGAAAGCAAGUGCUUGCAAUAUUCACACAUCAGUAGCCCAGCUCCAUGGACAGAGACCCCCAUUGACCUUUGACAGGCUGUAAAUGACAAAUCAAAACUCAGCAUUCCCCAAACCAGCUGGAGACAGGACCCCUCUUAUCCUCCGCACAGAAAAUGAAAGAAUCUGCAUAUCAAGCUGGUGGAGAGCAACGGGGACCCGAGUAACGGCGGCGGCGGCAGGGAGAGGCCGGCGAGCAGGCAAGGAGUGAGCGGGGCGGCUGCAGCAUCCGGAGCGUCCCCAGCAACAGCCCGGAGCCCGGCCCGGCAGUCCGACUGCAGCACCAUGGACAGCUCAGGUGCCUCGUCACCAGAUAUGGAGUCCAAUUAUGGGGGCGGCCUUUUAGACAUCGUCAAAGGGGGAGCGGGUCGCCUCUUCAGCAAUUUGAAGGACAACCUGAAGGACACGUUGAAGGACACGUCUACUAAAGUCAUGCAGUCAGUGGCCAGUUAUGCAAAAGGAGAGCUGGAUAUCUCAUAUAUUACCUCAAGGAUUAUCGUGAUGUCCUUUCCGGCGGAAGGUGUGGAGUUAGGGUUCAGAAACCAUAUAGAAGACGUGCGCUCGUUCCUGGAUUCAAGGCAUCUGGACCAUUACACAGUGUUCAACUUGUCACCCAAGUCUUACCGCAGUGCCAAGUUCCACAAUCGGGUCUCGGAAUGCAGUUGGCCUGUAAGACAAGCUCCCAGUUUGCAUAAUUUAUUUGCAGUCUGCAAGAACAUGCACAACUGGUUACAGCAGAACCCCAAAAACGUGUGCGUCAUACACUGCAUGGAUGGCCGCACCGCCUCUGCAGUUCUAGUCAGUGCGAUGUUCUGCUUCUGUCACCUUUUCUCCAAUCCGGUCCCCGCCAUCCAACUGCUCAAUUCCAAACGGCCGGGAAUAGGACUGUGGCCCUCACACAGGAGGUACAUAGGAUACAUUUGUGACCUGGUGUCUGAUAAGCCGGUACUGCCGCACUGCAAGCCUGUUGUCAUCAAGGGAGCCACCAUCAGCCCCGUGCCGUGCUUCAACAAGCAGAGGAACGGCUGCCGCCCUUUCUGCGAGCUUCUGAUUGGUGAAACGCGCAUCUUCAGCACAAUGCAGGACUACGAGAGGAUGAAGGAGUAUCGCGUCCAGGAAGGAAAAGUAUCGUUCCCUCUGGGAGUCACCGUCCAUGGAGAUGUUGUCGUUUCCAUUUACCACAUGAGGUCCACAAUUGGUGGAAGGCUACAAGCGAAGAUGACAAACACUCAGAUAUUGCAGAUACAGUUUCAUACAGGAUUUAUAGCACUUGGAACAACGGUAUUACAAUUUACAAAACCUGAACUUGACGCUUGCGACUCUCCGGACAAAUACCCCCAGCUGUUUCAUGUCACCUUGGACAUUGAGAUCGAAGCCACGGACAGACAAACAGAUCUCACCCCUCCCUGGGAGCAUUUUGUAUCGAAGGACCCCAACGCUAGUAUCCUGUUCUCAUCACAGCAGGAGCAGCAGGAGGCUCUGUCCGUGGGGGGCAGGGCCCCUGUAGAGCAACCCCCCGACAACAUCAAGAACCCCGGGCAGGGGGCAUUCUUCUCAGCGUUGAGUUGGCAAGACCAGAAGUUGGAGAAGCCUGGCUCGGAAGACCGCGCUGCGCUGGUGCACGAAGAGAGCGAGCCCUCAGACGAUGAACUCCUGUCCCUCUCCAGCCAGCACAGUAACACCAGUGGGGAAAAGCACCACGGGACCCCAAAGCACAAAAAGGCCGACCCCCCGCUGCCAGCACCUCCGGAGGAUGUCGACCUGCUAUUCCUAGAUGGAAGCUCAGUCAACACCGCAAUACCUUCGCAACCAAAAGCACCACCUUCAAACUCCGAUCUCCUACAAGACCUAUUUGGGGAAGCUCAGGCACAAGGAGAAGCCGUGUACCAGACAGGAGGGGGAGUGGGUUCCACGCACUCAACGCCGCGGCGAUCUGCGGCAUCCCCUUCGCCAUCCCAGUCUCCGAAGAUAGGAGAAGCUUCCACAUUUGAUCCAUUUGGAUCAAGUCCGAAACAGCCGGCUCAGGACUUGCUUGGCUCCUUCCUCAGUGCUUCAAAUGCCGCCACUGGAGAAACCUUUCUGCAGGCCACGAGAAGUCCGUCGCCGACCCCACCGGUCCAUGUGGAUCAGUUUAACAUGGCUCCCCCGUCUGUAUCCAUCCAGCCCGACUUAUCUGGAUCCUGGGACUGGGGCACCCCCGCUCAAGGUGGUUUACGGGUAGGAAGCAAAUCAGCUGCCACCAGUCCCACCGGAUCACCGCACGGUACCCCGCUGCACCAGUCCAAGCCGCAGAGCCUGCAUCCGUUUGCCGACCUCGGAGCUCUGGGUACAAAUCUUACAGGUGGUUCCUCAUUUGCGAGCAAGCCGACCACUCCCACUGGUAGUGGCGGGGGAUUCCCACCUGUAGGGUCACCACAGAAGCCGUCCCCGCAGCACGUAGGGGGGGCUAGUUGGCAGCCGAACGCAGGUUACGCCUGGCAGCCGCAGUCCAAGCCCCAACAAAACGUUCCUCACUCAUCCCCACAAAACAGGCCCAACUACAACAUCAGCUUCUCUCCUGCCAACAGCGGGCAGAACGACAAAGGGAAAAACGCAGCCGCUUCUGACCCUAAACAGAAGGUUCCACUCAACAAUUUUGAAGACUUGCUCUCUAGCCAGGGAUUUAACGCCCACAAGGACAGACGGGGACCCAGAACUAUCGCCGAAAUGAGGAAGGAAGAGAUGUCAAAAGAUAUGGACCCUGAGAAACUAAAGAUUUUAGAUUGGAUUGAAGGCAAAGAGAGGAACAUCCGAGCAUUGCUCUCUACGAUGCACACUGUGCUCUGGGCAGGGGAAACGAAGUGGAAACCAGUCAGCAUGGCAGAUCUGGUGACACCAGAACAAGUUAAAAAAGUGUACCGGAAAGCUGUGCUAGUGGUUCACCCAGACAAAGCCACCGGCCAGCCCUACGAGCAAUAUGCAAAGAUGAUUUUUAUGGAGCUCAAUGACGCCUGGUCCGAAUUUGAAAACCAAGGACAGAAACCGUUAUAUUAAAUUACUUCAGUCUGCGAAUCCCGCCCGUAGCUUCCGUCUAGUAUAAGAUUCAUCCAUGAAUGUGACAGACCCCCUUUAUUUAUCCUUAUACACCUACGUCCAGUCUUAUUAUCGCUUCAUUUACGUUAGGGGGAAAAUGACAUUCUUCACGUAGAAGUUCCCUCUUGAGAAUGAGCAUUUUGCACUACUCAUUGCAGUAAAUAUCGGCGUCUGAUUCUCCCCUGCCGAUGGUUUUAUUUAUAUAUUUAUUCAUUUAUUUAUAUGUAGCUUUCAAUUAAUAAUCCUCUUGGAGUUGAAACAUUUAACUUGCACACAACUGACCUCCCCCCCCCCCCCCUCCCCCCCUUCCCCCUCGUAUCCAAUUAAUGUGCCUGCAGUUUGUUUUGUUAUUUUUUUAUUUCUAAGAUCAAUGCGCCACCAUUCCCCGACAAACCCUGAAACUGCAGGUUUUACAGCUAUCCGGGGGAAGAUAUUUUGGGAGGUAUUCUAUUAGCGGGUAUUGGUCGUUGGAUCGAGUCAACUUAGGUCGACCAGUGAAGGUCAACAUGGGCACUAGGUCGACAUGCAAUAGGUCGACAGGUGAAAAGGCUGACUUGAGUUUUUGGACUUUUUUUGGUGUCGUUUUCUUCGUAAAGUGACGGGGAACCCCAAUUAGUGCACUGUGUCCGCUCACCAUGCUACCGUUCCAAUCGUAGUCCACGUGGAUCGUCAAGUAUGGAAAAAUCCAAAAAAGGAAGAAUUUUUUUGUGAAAAACGUAUGUCGACCUUUUGACCUGUCGACCUAUUGACCAUGUCAACCUAUUGACCAUGUCAACCUAAUGCAUGUCGACAUUCAGUGGUCGACCUGACGGUCGCCCUAAGCUGUGUCGACCUGACGACUGUAUCCCCUAUUAGCCACGAUGCGAUUUUGUACAAUCAAAACGGAUAUCGCGAUUAAUGACAGGUGGUCAUUAUCGCAGUAUCCACAUAGAGUCCGAAAUUGCAACCAUGAUUGUUCCAAGGACGCCGACAUCAGGGCUAAUCGGAUAGCCCCCAGCCAUCCUAUUAGCAGCUGUAAAGUACCGCUGCUAAUAGGAUACCGCCCUUUGGGGGUCAUUCCGAGUUGAUCGUAGCUGUGCUAUAUUUAGCACAGCUACGAUCCUGUUCCCUGACAAGCGGGGCAGACUAACCCUGUUCUUGGCGUCCCCCCGCACAAAUACAAAAGCAUCGCACAGCGGCGUUGCCUUUGUAUUUGAGGAGUAACUCCCGGCCAGCGCAGCUUCUGCGGCUGGCCGGGAGUGAAUUGUCGCUGCCGCUGGCCGCCGCGGCUGCGUGAGACGUCACACAGCCGCCGCGGCCCGCCCUCCCACAACGGUCCGGCCACGCCUGCGUUGGCCGGACCGCUCACCCUAAACGGCGGCUUAACACCGCCGUUCAGCCCCCUCCCGCCCAGCGACUGUCUCAGAGGCGAUCACUAGGCAACGAAAGCUGCCAUGCGCCGGCGCACUGCGGCGCCAGCGCAGUUCCGAACCGUUUGCUGCGCUGCGACAAACUGCAGCGAGCGAUCGGGUCGGAAUGACCCCCCUUUGUGUUGCACACCUACUGUACCUUCCUUCAGUAUCUUAUAGAAAAUAGUGGGGCAGAUGUAUUAACCUGGAGGAGGCAUAAGGAAGUGAUACGCCAGUGAUAUGUGCAAGGUGAUAAAGGCACCAGCCAAUCAGCUCCAAUAUGUAAAUUAACAGAUCUGAUUGGCUGGUGUGUUGAUCACCUUGCACAUAUCACUGGUUUAUCACUUCCUUAUGCCUUCUCCACGUUAAUACAUCUGCCCCACUGAGUGUACUUGGAAAAGGGUCCGAAGCACUCUUCUCCUAGACAGCGGAGAAACUCCUUUGGGAUUUUUAAAUAUUUUCAAGUCCUGUGGGUUUGUCAGAGUCGCCGGCUUUGGCCGAUAGUUUUAGAACGGCAAUAGGAAUUGACACUAAGUCAGGCUUAUUUAGCAUUUAUUCCUAUCGCCGUUUUAAAACUAUUGGUCAAAGCCGCCCAUUAUUGGUGGCUUUGGAAAAACGGCUGUUAGUAAUUAUACACCAAGGUGUGAAAACUAGCUUUAAUUCUACUUAAUGAAAAUGCAGGUAGUCGGAGCACGCUAAUCACGUUCUGUCAGUGUGUUACAUAAAGAGUACAGAGAUCACUAGAUCAUUGCAUUAUACUGUUUCUAUUACAUGAAGUGAUCGCUGCACCUAGACAUAGGUGGCCUGUAGUAUAAUACUGGGAUACAGUUUUUGCUUUUUUUUUUUUUUUUUUAUGAAACAGCGGCUGAUACUUGGUCAGCUGUGUCUGUCCUUAUAAACGCUGAAGGUGCUUUACUAACAUGGUGGUAUUCUGCAAUAACUGACGGCAACCAGCAAACAGCUGCAUGUGACCUGUCCAGUGCAUCUCGCAGUAGUCCCGCAGGGGAAGACUAAGGAAGGUUUGGGUUUGGAGCCAGUGGCGGUUGCAUGGUUAUGAGGCUGGUUGAAGGAGAGACGGCUUGAGAGGUGCAGUACAUGGAAUGCAUUCAGAAAAGGGACAGGUUACUAGGUGUGUCCCAGUUAAUACACAUUUGGUGAGCUUACUUCUGGUGUGGAAGGGAAAGUGAGCAUAGGAGGAGGUGGACCGAACACUGUCGCAACUACAGUUCAAAGACUAUGAAAUCACGCACUGCACAAACAAUAUCUACUACUGAGGAGGAAAGGGAUCUGAAAGUCACUAUUUCAGGCAACUUAAAGAUGGGCAUUCAAGGAAUGAGGAGUGGACAGGGAGAGGUGGUUAGGGUGGCCAGUUCCGGGUAACGGGAUUGAAAAAAGGUCAAUCUCAGGAUACACAGGCAUUGGUGUUUUUCCUAUGUGUCCGCCCCUCUCGCCCCACCACUCCCCUCCCACAUAACUCACCAUAAAAUGGGGGCAGGAGGGUGGGACACAUCCUUUGGGCUCGACGGCGGGCGGCUGACUGCGCAGCAUUACCUGUGACUUCACGUCACGCUGCGCAGCGGGAGCUGGGAGGAAGGAGCCGGGCAGCGCCUAAACGUCCUGAGGACACUCAACGCUGCCCGGCUUGGAGCUUCCAAUCCCAGGAUUGAAUCCCGUCCGAUUCUUAGCCUAAAGACUGGGAUCCCGCCGAUCCUAGGAUUGGCCACCCUGGAGGUGGUGUUACCUCUGUAUAGGUCAUGAGUAAGACCAGUCUUGGGGGGAUAUUCAAUUUGGCCCAGGGUGCCGGGUGAUAAGUAUCGGCCGGUGGGGGGGGCGGUGGGGGCUGCCUCCGGCAGGCGAAGCAAAAUGCCCGAUAACAGCCCCGUUUUCAACCGAAAACGGGGCUGUUUCACCCGAAAACACACAGGUUUCACUGAACCUGUGUGUUUUCGGGUGUAAGAGGACUUGUCACCGGCCGAGCAAAUUAAAUAGCCCGACCGCAGCACCCGAAGAAACAUCGGGGGUUUUUACUCCCGAUGUCUCUUCGGACCAAAUUGAAUAUCCCCCAUAGAUUCAGACUCCGUUAUCCAUGGGUUAUGUCGUGCAAUCUCUAAAGUGCCCGAAGCAGUUUAAUUAGAGACCCACGACCAUCUUCAGGGUAGCAGGUAAUGCUAUUUCUUCUCUGUGGAGUCUAGUGGUUUAAACACAGGCUGAGAGAUUCUUAGUCGACGACAAAUUCCCAUAAUCACUCUGUUAAUAACUGUCCGCCAAUAGACUUUAUUCUCGGCAGGCAUAAAAUGUUCUAAAUAAAACAUUAUACCGAAACAUUAUUUUAAAACUGAUUUUAUUUCCCAUUAAGGACAUUCCAAUUUCUGACAGAUGCUUAAUAUAGACUAUGUAGACAUCAUGAACCUAAACAUCCAAAAAGAACAGGACAGAAAGAAGCCGUUCAUCGAAACGUGUCGACUAGUUUUUGUUUAAGACAAUCAUUUUGUUUACAUAAAUGUCUUCAGGAGUUUGCGUUCCAUCCUUUUUAUUUAACCAAUACUCGACUUAAUAUUGAUGCAAUUGAUAUACCUACGAUAAAAUGUUCAGUUGUCCUUUGUUUUUAUAUUUAAAACAAAAACACAAAAUAAAAAACAAAACAAAAAUAGAGCAAAUUAAUUAAAACAAAGCUAAUACAAUAGGCAAUGUAUUAUUACAGAAAUGAACAAACAUUUGCUCGUUAUAUUUCCUUGGAAUGUGAAUAAUUAUCCUGUGAUUUGUUAAUGGUUUCUAAUUUAUGUUUGUAGAUAUUCUUGUGUGUUCUAGACCUAUAUAAUAAAACAACCUAUCAAUGUAAUGUAUUCUUUAAUCCCGUUUAGACUGCUAGCCCGCUAUCAUGGCUUUGGCAUUGUGUAAUAAAGUUUCAAUUUCAACUCCUUGAAUAAGAAAAAAAAAAAGAAAAAAUUAACAUUUACUCAUCUCACAAAAUAACUAUGUAUCUGUUUAACAUUUUUAAAAACUUUAUUUUCAUGCUUGUUUGUGGUUUAAAGAGAUUAAACAUGCAUUUCUUUUCUUACAAAAAAAA